GCCCAUCUGAUUCAUAUGCAAAUAACGCGACUGUAGCGCGAGGGCGUUCCGCGCUUUAUAAGCCGCGCAGCCUCUUCCUCACAGCACCAGUGCGGAAUAACUUCACUGCCCAGUCUACUCUGCAUUUCACUGUAAAAUAACAGCAUCUACAGCUAAAGAUGGCCUCUACAAAGGAGAAACUCAUUGCUCACGUGAGUAAGGAGGAACCCGCCGGGCCCACGAACAAGGUGACUGUGGUCGGUGUGGGAAUGGUUGGAAUGGCCGCCGCCAUCAGCAUCCUUCUCAAGGAUCUGACUGAUGAACUCGCCCUGGUGGACGUGAUGGAAGAUAAGCUGAAAGGAGAGGCUAUGGACCUGCAGCAUGGAAGCCUCUUUCUCAAGACACACAAGAUAGUGGCGGAUAAAGACUACAGUGUGACGGCAAACUCCAAAUUGGUGGUUGUGACUGCUGGAGCCCGUCAGCAGGAGGGUGAGAGCCGCCUGAACCUUGUCCAGAGGAACGUCAACAUCUUCAAGUUCAUCAUCCCCAACAUCAUUAAGUACAGCCCCAACUGCAUCCUUCUGGUGGUCUCAAACCCAGUUGACAUCUUGACCUACGUAGCCUGGAAGCUGAGCGGUUUGCCCAGGAACCGUGUGAUCGGCAGUGGCACAAACCUGGACUCUGCUCGUUUCCGUUACCUGAUGGGAGAAAAGUUGGGCAUUCACCCAUCUAGCUGCCACGGUUGGGUUGUCGGAGAACAUGGAGACUCCAGCGUUCCUGUGUGGAGCGGAGUGAAUGUGGCUGGCGUGUCCCUUCAGAGUCUGAACCCUGACAUGGGUACAGAUAAAGACAAGGAGGACUGGAAGAGCGUCCACAAGAUGGUGGUUGACAGUGCAUAUGAGGUUAUUAAGCUGAAGGGUUACACUUCCUGGGCUAUUGGUAUGUCUGUAGCUGACCUGUGUGAGAGCAUCUUGAAGAACCUACACAAGUGUCAUCCAGUUUCUACUUUGGUCAAGGGAAUGCAUGGUGUGAACGACGAGGUCUUCCUCAGCGUGCCUUGCAUCCUGGGUAACACCGGCUUGACAGAUGUUGUCCACAUGACCCUCAAGCCAGACGAGCAGAAACAGCUGGUGAAGAGCGCUGAGACCCUGUGGGGCGUUCAGAAGGAGCUGACCCUGUGAAACGCAAUUUUCUCCAAAAUGUAGCCAGUGUAACAAAUUUCAAACCUCACUGCCUAUCUGUCUCCUGACCUCAUAAACCUUACUGCCUGUAACCAUUAGAUAUCUCCAGUCUCAGGCCUUUAGAUUGUAACUCUCCUUAUUUUAUUGGUUUUAGCUGCAGAGGAGAAAUCGUUUAUUCCUGUUGCCUUUACAGAGAUCAUCACCCUUUGUAAAAGUUUGUGUCUGUGUGCGUACUAUUGUAUUUUCAAGAAAAAAGCACUUGCGAGCAAGACGAUGUGCAAUUUGAGUCUAUUUUAUUCCGUUCUGAAGUCAGCUAGCAUUCCGUUCUGUCACGCUAUUGAUAAUUUCACCAAGACCAACACGUAAAAUCGGAGCUUUACAAAAUUUACGAAAUAUCAUUGUGUGAACAAUGUACAACAAAACGGUUCAAAAAUCAGCUCAUUUACAAACCUGUCAACGCAUUGAGGUUCAUUGACUAACACUGACUUUGUGUGGCUUUGAGCUGAAAGUCAAACACAAGUGCACUGGUUGUCUACCAGAAAAAGCACUUUUACACACACACACAUAUAUAUAUAUAUAUAUAUAUAUAUAUAUGGGAAUAAAACCUUUUACAGUGGCUAAAUUUGUUGUCAAAGGCUAAGCAGAAUUUAUUUUAAAUUAUGGUAUAACAAAAUCAUAUUGAGGUGUUAACUUUUUGACUGCUUGUAAUUGGUGUAAGUGUACACCUUGUGUGUCAGCUGGAAACAAAAUGCUGUUGUCAAUGUAUUUUUUUUUCUUUUUCUGUUAGUGUUUGUCCACAAGAACAACAACGCACUAGUUGUAAUACCAAAGUCUCUCAAUAUCUAUAGUCUUUGGUAAUACACAGCAACGGUUAUAGCUGUUACUUGAAGCGUGUGAUUGUACAAUUGAGACGCAGUCCGUAACCGAAUAAACAUUGUGGCUAACUACAAAA
This is a messenger RNA of Megalobrama amblycephala (Wuchang bream), 2112 nucleotides long. RefSeq names its product lactate dehydrogenase A4 (gene ldha). Gene Ontology annotation, molecular function: L-lactate dehydrogenase (NAD+) activity. Gene Ontology annotation, cellular component: cytoplasm. Gene Ontology annotation, biological process: carboxylic acid metabolic process. The transcript is spliced from 8 exons. The coding region runs from base 159 to 1160 and encodes 333 amino acids. The record is from RefSeq and is a predicted model, not a curated record. Lineage: Eukaryota; Metazoa; Chordata; Actinopteri; Cypriniformes; Xenocyprididae.